Molecule: messenger RNA, 978 nt
Organism: Gamsiella multidivaricata
Lineage: Eukaryota; Fungi; Mortierellomycota; Mortierellomycetes; Mortierellales; Mortierellaceae
Product: ribosomal protein L10e/L16
Exons: 2
Coding region: 6-662 (218 amino acids)
Biological process (GO): translation; ribosomal large subunit assembly
Cellular component (GO): ribosome; cytosolic large ribosomal subunit
Molecular function (GO): structural constituent of ribosome
Source: RefSeq, a predicted model, not a curated record
UCAAAAUGGGUCGUCGUCCAGCUCGUUGCUACAGAUACCAGAAGAACAAGGCUUACCCCAAGUCUCGCUUCUGCCGUGGUGUCCCUGACCCCAAGAUCCGCAUCUACGAUUUGGGUCGUAAGAAGGCCGGUGUUGACGAGUUCCCUCUCUGCGUCCACUUGCUGUGCGACGAGAAGCAGCAGAUCACGUCCGAGGCUCUCGAGGCUGGACGUAUUUGCGCUAACAAGUACAUCUCCAAGAACUCCGGAAAGGACUCCUUCCACAUGCGUGUCCGUCUCCACCCCUUCCAUGUCCUGCGUAUCAACAAGAUGUUGUCCUGCGCCGGUGCUGAUCGUCUUCAGACCGGUAUGCGUGGUGCCUACGGUAAGCCCAUGGGUACCGCUGCCCGUGUCGACAUUGGUCAGGUCAUCUUCUCGAUCCGUACCAAGGAUAACAACAAGGCCAUCGUCAUUGAGUCUCUCCGCCGUGCCAAGUUCAAGUUCGCUGGUCGUCAGAAGAUCAUUGUCUCCAAGAAGUGGGGCUUCACCAAGCUCUCUCGCGAGGACUACGUCACCGAGCGUGCCGCUGGCCGUCUCCAGCCCGAUGGCUGCUACGUCAAGUACUUGAACGAGAAGGGUCCCCUCUCCAGCUACUUUGAGAAGACCCUCCGUGCUCAGGCUUAAACAGAAUUAUUAAAAACCUGUAGGGAUGACGGAUAACAUUUGCGCGCGAACCAAAAGAAAUAACGACCAAUGUCCCCUUUUGUUAUGUUUCUUGUCGUAAACGUUGUUUUCGUUCUUGUCUUACUUUUCUGAACCCAAGAACAAAUAAAUCAGAUCUUUAUUGAUCUUGUUUUGUUGAAUGCGGCGGAUGUUGGACAGUGUCGCGAUUGAACACAAUAGCAAAGCACAUUCGUACAGGCAGCAUCUAGAUGUUUCAGGUUCCCGAUGUCGUAGUAACGCGGCCCUUCUGAAUUCAGUGCAAUGGAAUAAAUAUCGG